This is a messenger RNA of Spirometra erinaceieuropaei, 12495 nucleotides long. Lineage: Eukaryota; Metazoa; Platyhelminthes; Cestoda; Diphyllobothriidea; Diphyllobothriidae. The record is from the annotation of a GenBank genome assembly.
AUGGAAGAACCGCCGGAGGUUUUUCUCAUAAGAACAACGAGCGGACAGUUUAAAUGGCCUCCGCUGAAUGUCUACCAGAGCUUUGAGGAUGACUGCAGAGAAUUUAACGUGAUAGGGCUAGAAGGUCAGUUAUCUGCUGGGGUCGUCAACGAGAAUCUUGAAUAUGUUCUUGCGAAACGAGUGCAUGACCAUGACCAGGACGCGUUCCAGUUGGGACAGAUAAUGUUUGAAAAGGUAAAGUUCCGUUUCUGUUGACCAGAUAUUCCAGCACAACUACAAAAGGGCCUUUGAAUAUUUCAAAAUUGCUGCCGACAAGUACCGCGAUCCGCGGGCACGAUAUCAGAUUGCAGUAAUGAUUUUUGACAACCUAAUGGACAAAUCUGAUCGCGUAGUCUAUACGAAUCCAGAGGUAAGUUUGAUAGACGGUUGAUUUGCCCUAAGGUCACCGCUGUUAACAUGAUGGAGGGACUACUAUCUUUGGACAUUGGACCAAACUCGGAAGUCGGGAACGAAGAGAUUGUAAAUUCGGCGGCUUACAACCUUUACCUUGCUUAUCUUCAUGGCUGGGGCGUUCGGCAGUCUGACGAAACUGCUUUGAAGUAUGCUGUUUUAAAACUUAGCAGUCAAUUUUGACAGAAGUACUCUUGUUUUUGACUUACAUGAACAUAUUAAGUUCAUCUUUAAAACUAGUUUGCUAUCUCACGCGAAGAUAUUCUGUGCAUAGUAAAAUCUCACUAUGGGCCUGAGGCGUGUCUAGAAAGUCUGGGGUUCCCAGAUCGUGUUUUCUGCCAGUCAACAACGAAAAUUAGGCUCCUGCUAAGGCAUCAGAACCUUCUGCCAGUGAACUUGAUGCCAAAUAUUCGAACAAGCACUCAUCGGCAGGGAAGGAGUUUGUACUGCCUGGUAAACGUCAACUCUCUGAAAGAUCUUGGCCCACAGGCAUUGUUAUUGGAUAUCCUCCCUAACCAGAAUACUGACAUUCCUUGUGUGUCCAGUAUUUGCUUAAAUUCAUUCAGGAUGAGAAUAGCAAAAGUAACAGGACAUGACAACUUCUAUAAAAAUGGAGUUUCAUCCAUGUUAGGCCGGAGAUCGAGGUAGUUCCUUAUAGCGUGGGAACAUAUUUCUCCCCGUAUCGACUGCAUAAAUCUAAAGGUAUGAUUUCCGUUCGUAUUAUACGACAGUUUGACCGUCGCGACCGACUAUAUCUACAGUGGUCUCCACAGCAGGCUGAAGCAGGCCCGGUGACUUGUGCGCAAAUUGUUUUAUGGUGCGAGUGCGCUUGCGCUGCGCCCACCGCACUCUCUCCUCUCCACCUGAGUCCGGUGUCAACUCAUAACCAAGAAGAGCAUAGGCGGGAGGGGGCGCAGGUGGCUGGCACGGCGAAAACCCACACCUAGUCGUACGACCACACACCCUGGUCCACAACAAACACUUGACCAGGAUUUUGACCAACCACAAAAGGGCGGCUGAGAAAGAGGAGAAGGACUGGUCAACCGUACUUACGAACUGUAUACCCAGUGGGAGCACUAGUGCAUCCACCGACAGGGGAGCAGGCGCCAGAGAACUUCCAGCGCGCACAAGGCUGCUAAAGCCACGGUUUACUGUUCAUGGCAUAGUAAAUGCUCACAAACCUUAGGACCCAUGAGGAUGAGAGGCAGCCCUGCAUUCAGCCUUGGCCAUCACCCUUAAAGGGUCGGGUCACCAGUCAGCCAUCGACUGAGAGGCACAACCCACAAAGCACAUACUCACUCCUCACAUGUGUGAGAGUACCAGAGGUCGCGUUAAGAAGGAGCCGCUGCAGCCUGACUCUCAGCCCACCAGUCCGUCCCUCCACAUAAAUACACACGUCUGGGCAGACUGCGCGGACUGAGUUGAGCCGUCAUUUGGCAGCCUUCCUAGCCACGGCGGCUGGCGCACCGUGAUAGUUUCAGACUCGUACCACACAUGCAGCAGGGGCGUCACAUGGAGAGGGAGCCGAGAAGCACACUUUCCACUUGCGUGGUAGGUGGCAAGUGAGUUCCCGCGUUUUGUUUUCAUGGGUGAUGCUGUUGUGUGGUGGAGGUGUUGGGGAGGAAUUAUGUGAGAGUGUGGUGUAGCCGGUUUUCAUGAAUGCGCAUGUGACCUAAUAUGCCUAUGCAGUGACUGAAUGUGCGGUGACGGUAAGGGUAGCUGAGGCGUAUGGUGCAGGCACUGGUUCACCAGUCUCUGUGCGGUGGAUUCGUAGGUGACCGACCAGACCGAUGGGUGAGGCGAAUUUGUGAUCGUAAUGAGGGCAUGUAUAUUCCGAGUCCACAUCGCUGGUGUUGGCAGUGGUGAGGUUGAUUUUGACGGCGCGUCAGGAUUGUGUGCAGUGGUGGCAGGGUCAGGAGCGGCCGCAGCAAAUGUUGAAGAUGUGGAGGAUGACAGUGGGGGAUCAGGAUCGCGGUUAGGGUUGACUGUCGACGUGGGGUACGAGGCAGAGGUGGACGGCGAAACAUCAGCUGGUGUCGCCCCGCUGUUUCAGUUGGUUCAGGAAUGCCCAGUAAAACCGACUGGUGCCCAGAACGUCCGCUGCCAUCGUGGGCAGGUCGAGUUCGGUUGAGCGUUGGCGUUGAAAGGUGGGGACAGUCGAUUUUUGCGAACUUCGCGUUUGGCGUUGGCGGAGGUGACGCGAUUGGCUUCGUAGAUUGCUCCGCCUGUUUUCCCUGUCCUCCUUCAGACUGGUCAUUCCCGGGUUUGAUCUUCCCAGUUGGCCGGACUGAUCUGCAGGUGCUUCAAAGGAGUCAGUGUAGUGUCCUCCUUGGCGGCGGGAACUCGUGGCGACAUCUCCAUAAUAAAGUCGUUUUGGGUGGGCGCUCCAGCGCAGUUGCAGUUGUCUCAGUACAGCGUGGUUGCUGAGGCUUCCUGUCCGUCCUCAUACGUUCGUUUCUGGGAUCCGAUCCUGCCACCUCGGCUUCACUAUUCAACGAAGACAGCCAAUGUAGAAGUGGUUUAGUCUGCGUGCCUGCUUCAUGUACACCGUUCGGGCAUCUGCUCCGUACAGCAACGUCGGUAGGAUGACGGGCUUGCACAUCUUCAGUUUCGUGCUGGGUUGAAGACCGUGACAAUUUCAAACUGUUAUUAAGACGGCAGAAGGCUUGGCUUUCUUUGGAAACGCGGCGGGCAACUUCAUCGUCGAUUUUGUUGCUGCGAGAGAGGGUGCUGCCCAAACAGGUGAAGAUGUCCACGGCCUGCAGCUAGGCACCGUUUACGGUGUUUCGGGGUGCAUCGUAGUCAGCGUUCUGUGGCGGUUGGCGCAUAUCUACCGUUUUUCCCGUGUUGCUAACCAGGCCGAAUUUGUCGCAAGCGAUAGCGAAAAAGUCCAUGCUCCUUUGCAUGUCGCCUUCUGUAGUUGCGUUGAGAGCGCAGUCACCGGCGAACAGAAGUUCAUGGAUGGUAAUUGUUGUUUGCAUCCCCACAUCAAAUGCUGAUGCUGAUUACGAAGACAACCGCUUUAUCUCCCUUUGAGGUUUUACAGAAAACUGAACUGCGUAACAGCGAGGUCAUAGCACCAGCUUGAAAUACAAGUUCGCCAACCACACUCGAUGGGACAAUGGCAGCCAACUUCUAGGUCUCGCCAAGAGCAGUGACCUAUUUUUAACAUUCGAAAGUAACCUUCUGACUUUUGUUUCGACUAAAGAAGGCUCCACGGUACAUGUGAAGAAGCCCUGAGAAAGUGCAGUCUUUGGUUUUUGCUAACGGACUGAGCUUAAAGUCGGCAUCCAGAAUACCUCCGAUUAUCCCCACCCAACAGGACGGCCUUGCACCCGUCUAUACUACCCAGCAUUCAUAAAUUUUGCAGGAGUGUAGUGGUCAAUAGUUUUCGCUAGAUUUUCCCCAGCACUCUUGACCGACUUUAAGAUAAUGGCAAUCAUGUACCUUUGUGGAUAAAAACGAAUCCUCUUUGGGAAGACCACUACUGGGCUAUCAUCCACCCCUCUAGGUCACAGUAGGUGUUAAUCAAAGACUGAAUAUCGUCCAGCAUCACUUCAUCUGAUGAUGGUGAUGAUGAUGAUGUGUGUGAGAGGCGCGAGAGAGCAUGUGAAGAUACCGAGACACGUUCACAGCACCCCCGGACAAUAUAUACCAUGGGAGUCGAUCUAGCUCUAUAAUAAUAGAGCUUGGCAACGGGUUCGGAACUGGACUCAACCUCGGUGACGCAAUGCGCCUGUAUCGGGUUCGUCAAUCUUCGAUGAGGGACCGUUCUGUGUUUGGCCGGUUUAUCGAUAUCGCCAUGAAGGUCUUUCAACCCAUCUUCCUAAACUUUCUGAAUCCUCCAGUGGCAAAAUUUGCUGUUUUUUUCCAGUUGAGAUUGCUUUCAUCAAAUAUUUUCUCUGCAUCAAAUAGUAUGAAAAGAGGACAUCGUUUUCAAUAUAUGAUUGUUUAUUUGAGUGCUUUUUAUUGACAGCUGGACUUCGAUUGCAACAUUUUUCCUUGAAAGAUCAGAGAGACGGAUGACAAUGACUCGAAUGUCAGAGAAUGGAUCAAAAGCUGUUAGAAAAAUGGGUCGAACAAAGAUCUCAGCAUAACGCAAAAACAGCGGGAACUUCCUCCUCCGUGCUGCUUUCGAACAAGACCGUUUCAUCCCGGUCCUAGUAAUGAGAUAACCUCGUUUCUGUCCAAAGCUCUUCGCUGCUCUGAAGACAUAAAUGCAUUCCAGCACCUCCAUUCUCGUUGAAAUAGGGUUGUUUAGGAACUCCUUUGGAGAACCGGAAGUCACUAGUACCACAAUGCACGCUCCUCAACAUAGAUAUUGGGUAGCCAGAGGCGAUUGGCUACUUGUUUUAUCUCGCUUGUCCUCCGUUUUAGACAAGCCGGGUGAGAAUACACCUGUUGCCCACCACACAGAGUGUUCUAUCUGUUCCCUAAUCGCCCGCGGUCUCCACAAGUAGUAAUUUGAAGGUGAAACGCGUUUUGCCUAUUAUUUUGUGGCUAAGGCAGUUUUACUAUGUGGUUGUGAUUCUUUACCUCUAUGCUAUGCUUAUCGGAGAAUGACAGAGAUCUGGGACCCCAAGAGGAUACUGCGACUUCAACUCACAGCCCGUGUUUCGAACCUGAAACCCUGACGCUGCAGAGAGACACCUCCUGGAGAUACAGUAGCAUGUCAUGGUCUCGAGACGGUCCGGUUGUAAACUCCGUCGAUUUAACUAAUGGCUCCAGGUGGCGUGAUCUCUCCUAUUCCGUUCCCAAAUUUCCAUCGUCACCUCAUUGACUGAGUAAAUAUGCGGGCCGGUUAGGAAGGCUGACCCGGUAGGAGGUGGAAGGUGAACUAGAUAACGAUUGCAAGCACCCUAGGCCGCAUGGUUGGCAUGGCGUAGCUGUCAAUUUUGCGUGUUGUAAGGCUCUCUGACUUCAGUACUGUUGGCAGCCAUUGCGAUCACAAGUAUGAGAACAGUUUUUUUUAAAAAUAUCGGGAAGCAGCUGUCUUAUGAAUAACAGGGGAGAUUUGCGAUCAUGCGCGCAUGGAACGCUUACAAAUCAUGUAGUGUCUUCAUCACAAAGUCUCUUCGCUCAUUUAAGCUUGGACCCCUUUUUACUCCCUACGGCGGACCCCACCAAAAGUAGGAAGUUCGCAAUUUAACCGUGAAACUCAGAUGAAGCGUCUUAUUAUUCCCCGGUUACGGAAACAUGCGCAGUCGUAAUACCUCUUCCCUCUCCUCUAUACUAGUCGCUGCAUGAGAUUCCCAUUUGCCGCUUCAGCACCUUUCCUACCAUUGGCACUAUGAACAAAUUGCCUCUGUCCGUUAUUCUUUUGUCUCUGACUAUCUUUUUCUUUCGUUAACUGAUUUAUUCGGCACUCCAUGGAACUCUUUAAUGCUGCUUUAAUGCCUGUUUUCAGUUUUCAUUAUUGCAUUAUAGGUUCUUACUGAAGGCUGCCGGUACAGGAGCAACCAGAAUAGCAGUUCUCGCUCAGACAACACUCGGGUAUUUCUACUCGUCUCCAGAUCACCUCGACUUGGGACGUGCAUUCUACUGGCACAAUGAAGCCUGUGGUUUUGGUAGCAUUGAAUCGCAGGGUAAACUAACUCCCUAUCCUAUUUGAGGGGUUUUUUUAUCCCGUCCCGCUCAGUCUCUUGUAGGCAACGUACGAAGACUGUAAAGGUGAACCAUCUGAUAGACCCAUGGGUAAAGAGUGGAAACUCUCACACGGGCAACCUUUCUGCGGGCUUUGGUUGUGCAAAUUAUACCUUUAAUGAUCUGUCCCAAGUGGGUUUUUUGUUAAAAUCAAGCUGUUGAUGGGAGUUGUCGAUGCAGUGCGAGAACAUUCGGGUCACCUCGAUCAAAGACGGUUGAUAACUGGGUAGAAGCAUGCUGCUCAAUGUCUUGCUCUCUGGGUUUAACAUUGUGAGACCAUGGUCUUGGAGUAUUUCAGAAGCCGUCUCGUGAUUUUAAAAAUGAAUCUCGUCUACACUGUCCGGUAAGACGUAAUACCUGGACAGAGUUUAGUUGAAUUUUCUGAACCCUUUUUUAUACUUUCAAUGGCAGUCCCAGCCUAUCAUACUGUCAGCAGUUUUGUGUGUACGUCAAAUCCGCCCUACCCAGGCAGCGGUCCACAUUGCUUCCGAUGAGUAAACUGUCCUGUAUCCAAUAAUUUGCAUUCACGUCCCCUCUUGAACUUGUCCGCGCUACUAGACAUUUCGUGCACACUCGAGGCAUUCUCAGUUGGCGUGAGGAUUAUGGGCAUUUCGAAAUUUAAAAAGACGAAAUUGACAUCAGUAACAUUCAUCGAGCUCACUGUGGUGUUUGUGUCCCAUCGUUAUGAACACUUCCUUUAAACGUCACGUUUUCAAUCAUGGCUUAAUCUGGUACUUACGAGUUCAGUUGUUUUGGACAAGCGGAUAUUUUAACUCAGUUAUUUCCAGUAAAGUUGCCGAUGCGAUGAUUAACCUUACUGUGUCCCAUAUCCAUAGGAAAUAUCGUACUAGCAAAAUAAGUAAGUUUGCUUGGUGACGUUCACUUUAUCUGGAUGUAAUAGAGUUAACUAGACUGAUUCUGUGUUCUCCCAAUGGGCUAUUCAUUUCAAAUUUCGACACUGUUAGCCUGAAGCUUGAGAACGGAUCUGUUUGCUUAGAGAAGGUCCAGUGUCAUCGUCAUCGGUGUGUCUAUUGUGACGGCAGGAGUUGGAGGCUUGUGCGUCUUACUGCUAUUACCCUUUAAGGAUACAUAUGGCAUAUUAUCUGCUUCUUCCAUGCCUUAUGUAUGCCGGACGACGCAAGCCAUGGUUCUUCCGGGCACUCAUAACUGAACGGCCUGAAAGUAACCUAGUUACUUCCCACAAGUAGAAAGCCAUCGCUAGUCUUGUCCGGUGUAGGCGUAUCCUACAAAAAUCCCAUUCGUAAGUAAAGGAACGCUGAUUUCUGUGUUAAGAAUAUCAGUACUAUUACUUUUUCCAUUUCCGCUUUAUUUACUGAAUCUCACUUGUCAAUUACUAUUCUUGAUCGUCACUCCCGUAUUUUGAUUGAGUUGUACGGGACCGCUAUAAGUAGGAAUGUGUUGGAGUAACUGAGCCUUCCUGACCAGAUCACUCCGUAAGUGUUCACGGGGCUUGAAUUCUGGGUGCUGACACGGUAUAGCGAAUGACUGGAUGCCACCCUCUAUUUCAAAUUCUUGGGCAAGGUUCGUUCGAUCAGGCGAGACGCUGUUGUCUUAAAGGACCCUCUACGACAUGUUAAUGAUUAAUGUCUAAACCCUUCUUUCCCCGCCAUCUUAUGACCUUUGUAGCGUCUUGCUCUUCGCUCAGCAUAUGUGCGUUGGAUUGCAAUUUUCCCAUAUCGCUUGUUAAUUCAUGUCAUUAGCAGAUUAGUUGGUCCUAAAUCCCUCCAUUGACGUUAUCCACCUUAGCAUAUGCCUGAUCGGUAUCAAGCUUAACUGGUCAGGAUUAUGUCGUUUAACUAGAGAAUCCGCCAAGCAUUUCACUACACUGUCCAGUGUAAAUUUUAUCUUAGAAGGGUAAUGGGUUAAGAGGAAUUUUUUAGAUGCAAGUCGUGCCCUAGCCACGGAAGGUGUAUGUCUUCUUGCGGUUUCUUGUGCAAAUAAUACGCAUCAUGAAUUUCGUUCUUACUCUCACCCUUGCUCGAUUUAAUGGAUGCUCCAUAAUGGUCACCGGUUCCAACACCAACUAGAUAGCUGCUGUGCGUUUUCCUCCGGUUGCAUGUAGUAGAAUGUAUUGCUUAAACCAAGGAGAUACUGAGAGAAAGAUGGGGCGUCUGGAGGUAGGCCAUGGUCUUUUGGUGGUAGUAAAUUAGCCGCAAACGGCCAUUUCACUCUUGUUUUUCUCUAGUGACAAUGGGUCUCGACAACAGAAAGGCAUUUUUUCCGCUUUUGUCGCGGUACUCUACGUGGUCACAAUUUCAGUGAGCAUUUAAUUUUCACGUCAUUUACAUUGGGAACCCGUUGUCUAAGUGCACAAUAACAAGCGCUGAUCAAGUGUAAUGGUGACCCUUUGUACCAAUAGCCAGGCUUCUACGUCGUUUCUUCUCAGUAGGAACUCUGGCACUGGGCCGUGUGUGGUGUACAUGGCAGCACUGCGUUUUGUGGACUUUCUGCAUUCUACUUGAUAUUACUUCUUUUCUUUGUCUUCUUCCAUAACUCUGCACAAACCUGGAGAGAAUGGCAAGUUACAUUGUUCACUCUCGCAAUCCUUAAUUUUACCGGCAAAUACUUUUGCCAGUUGUCUCACGACUGUCACCGCACGCAUGUUCUUAUUUGCAAACCGCCAGAUAAAAACAACUCCUCAUAAAUGUUUUCCUUAUUCUGAACUGUUCCUUUGCGCAGAAGUCUGUAGCCAAGCUUUGUUCCAGUUGCGUAUUGCUGGACAGGAUUAGAUAAAACGCAUUUGAUCGCAACGACUUGGGCACUAGGAAGCCUAAGGGAGCCUGAGAUGUCCGUGUCUUGCUUACGAGUCGUCACCAAUCUGGAUGCCCACACGCCCAAAGUCGAAACCGAGGCGGAACGCAGGGCAUCCGCGUCUGUGGCUGUAUUUAUUUGAGAUACCGACCUUGGCCUUUAUCAGCUACUAUUGGAAACGUGCGGGACCACGUGAGAGUGGCGUUUGCCGAUUCAGAGUGGAGAGGACAGCUUCCGAUAGUUGUUUGUCCGUCUCUGUACGGUGGUCUAAAUUAGCUGUCGAUGCAGAGCUCAAACACAAAACUAAGAUGCCUAUUUUUGUUGUGCAACUUAGACUAGGUCCGUGAAGGCUACUCCCAAGACUGGAGUUUUAGUUGUCUAGAAAUGAGCCUUAUUUUACAUCUCACAUUACUGUUUUUUACCUGAGGCAACCCAGUUUUUUUAAAGUAACCUUCAGCAGCCUUCGUUUGCAACAAAUACUUCCAGAUUUGAUACCCAGCAGCUGAGUAGUUGUUUUUAAUUUGACUUUCUGAAAGCUGUACUCGGUCUCAUGUAUAUGUACGGGCUGCACGUUAAAGCUGACUGGUGUGCCGCGCUCAAAUGUCUAAAGGAGUCUGCUGAACGCGGUAGCGUCUAUGGCAAGGGAGUUCUAUCACUCCUCUAUUUCCAGCGAAAGAUGUACUCAUUGGCUGCACAGACCGCUUGCUCGUAAGUCCAUCUUCAUGCUUAAUCCAAUAAAGGUCAGUCUAACUUGCUCUAACCCAUAAAGAGAAGUCCCUAAUGCAGUUUCUAUGACAACUAUUUUUGAUGCGAACUUCUAGACCACCUAUGCUGAAGGUUAGUUCCCCGGCACGUGUCACUGGUAUAAACAGACCUUAUGCUGCGAAAGCCAGCUCCCCAAUCGGCUUGAAUCAGGCCAGUUAAUGAUAGACGGGAAAGUGGAGAGGGUAACAACCAUUGCGCGCCGACCCAGCGCCUACUUUCUCAGCUAUAACCAAAACAUGCUUUUUUGAUAUGCAGCAUACUCAACUUGGCCUGCAACGAGUCCCUCUCCUUUUCAAAGGAGGAUUCGUGUGGACGAUGAACUGGAAUGUGUAUGGCACGUAGUAGUUGGUUGUUUUGUCUCCUCACCUCAAAUUUCUUCCCAUCCGCCGGUUAAGUCCUAUUGGAGAGCCAAUACAGUCUGACCAUCGUCCCCAGGGAUGUAAUUGUCUUGGCCGCCAACCUCCAAAUCGCGCCUGUUAGGGAGUCAUGACACCUUUCGACUUGUUUGGCCUUUAAUUUUGAGAUAAUUGGGUGCUUGGCCGGUUUUCUCCCCCUUCUCCUGCCCAUUUGCCGUUGGUCUGUAUGAGUUAAGCCGUUCGUGAUGGACAUGAUGCGCGGCGGCUGAUGUGAAGGCCGACUUCUGAUGUGAGCUACAGCACCAUUAUCAAGGAAUUACAACUCUAAGCUAAUUUAUUCUUGAAGUUAUAACCUAUGGCUUUCCUUCGAAGAUUUAGUUGAAAUAGAAUGAGCUACUGCACAUGCCGGCAGUCCUAGAAACAACUAGUGAACCACACAUUAGUGUUGGUGGUGGCAGACGAUGACUGGUGUUAACUAAAUUAUCAGAACUAAGCACAUGCCUCUAAGUAUUUGCGGCUGCAAUCUGCUAUCAGCUUUCAAGGCUUUGAACGGCUGAACUUUGAGGGUAUACCCGCUAGGUAGACGGCUCCCAGGGAAGAUACCCCACAUCUCAAUUCGAACUUCCGAUCUAUAAAAAUUAUCAGGAACCCAAAAUUGAACAAGUGCUAUUUUCAUCUUCAGUCUUGCCAUGGACGCAGACCUUCGAGUUAAAAUUAUGCGCAAACCACACCUACAAAUUUUCCCACGAAGAGGCGUGGCUAUCGCCUGUUUCGUCUAUGCCUGCUGUCUUGAACGUGGUUGGGGUGUUCAAGAGGACCAAGCUGUUGCUCGAGCCAUGCAUACACGUGUAAGUCGACUUUAGUUUCUCUCCUUAGUGCCCAUAGUACCAUGCAUACCGGCCAGCAUCUAGGAUGCUGCAAACAUUCCCCUACUAUAUGAGUGAAAUUAGCAGCAGGGCAGGCCCAAGCCGAAGGUGCGCGUUCGGCAGUGGCGGCCCUCACAGCCCUCGGACAGCGCAAAAGGUGAAACUGUACGCUCCAAUCCUGAGUGUCACAUCGCGGGUGUUCACUCAGGAAAUAAGAGGACACUCACGGUCCCGGUCGUAGCGCAUAAGUAACAAAGUUCUCGACAGAGCAUGGCGGGCAUUCCACAGGGUCUCACCUGCUCUGCAUAGCACUUCUACGCGUGCUAUUACACACCUCCCCUCCAGCGUCUGACAUAUCGCAGUCUGUGCUGUUUCAUCUUUGUCAGCAGCAACAUUUUCCGACCCCAGAGGCAAAAAAAUAUGCGUGGCAGGCCCGCUGCACAAACCGAGUCGGCCCAAUAAACUGUAUGCCAAUUCACUCAAUCCGCUGACGUACUGUCCAUCUGUAGUUUUUCUGACAUUUUGCAAUGAAUUCGAUCCCGAGUACAGCACACCACGAUUCCGGUCAGUCUGCCCACGACCACGCGGAUGUCCUGUAUUAAGUCUGUCUGGGGAGUACCGUUAUGCCUUUACCACAUAAUCAACACUCCAAAAUGUGUCCCUGGAACUGAGCGCUGCAAAAGCGAUGCGCAAUUAGAUGGCCUCAUGCCGCACGAAAUAUCCCCCUUCGCUUGGCUGGCGACGCCCGAGACGGCAAGCCAUUUUUGCUUGACUCGGCUUCCCCAUGCCACGGACGAUCAAAUGUUAGGUAAAAGUGAAUGUCUGCCUACAAUCCUCUCACAGCAUAUUGUGCUAUCUGUGAAAGUACUUGGACUCUCGCCGAGGCUUAGCAGACAAGAAUGUGUGCGGUCAUGCUCAAAAGUAGUCCAUACUGGCUGCAAAACGGACUGGCAGAAAUUCCCGGUACUUAACAACUGGCACCCUUGGGCAGUACUGAUGGUUCAGUUAUCGGAUCAUGUCCCGAAUUCGAAAACCCUCUGGUAUUUAAAAAUAACCUCUACUAGUCAUGCAAAUGAAAUUCGCCGUCCAGAGCAGUUUUGUCUGGCGUUCAGUUCACAGGAAGCGAAAUUCGUGCAAAACUUCAGGAAUAGGAAGCCCUGUUUGUACUGGCGUGGAGAAUUUACUGACCAACCGGAAAACCUAAUGGACGCUGUGAUGUCGGGCAUAGAGAGGCCACUGGGCCUGGUAGCCUUUGGCGUUCGAGAGUGGGACAUCAAAUGGACAACGAUCUAUAAAAUGACUGCUGAGCGUGGCCACACCGAUCCCCCAUAGUCUAGAGCCUGUCAAUCAGUACUAUGGAUAAUGACCACAAAUACGAGCACAUUUUACAUUGGUCGGUGGGGACUUUCAAGUCUCCCACUGAAAAAUAAGUACACACAAUAUCUGCAUCUGUAUUCCGUUCGCGUGAAAUUUCCGUACAUUAUCAGAGGAACGACACAGCGCAUGAUCGGUUUUCGCUGUCAUCUGCUGUGAACAGACUUACAAUGCAUAAAUGAUUGCACUUUUUACCCUUUUAGUCAUUCGAAAUCGAUUCUGAAUUAUGCUGUCGCUUUCAAAAUAUGAUCAUUCGAGAAGAAAUCUAA